UGCUCACUUUAAAAUAAAACUACGUCUACGACAUGAACGAUGGCCGUCUCCAACUUGGAAACCAGCAAACCUCGUCGAAUCAAAGCCCUAUUAUCUUCAUUUCUCAAGGGAAUUUCUCGUGAAGAAAAAAAAGAAAGUGAGAACAAGCGAGUGAUUUUUGAGUCUCUGGAUACAGAAGGAUUUGCGGAUGGAUUUGUGGUGGUUGACGAAGUCUCUAGUGAACAAACCAGCACCGUGCAGCCUUUGAAUCAAGAACUUUUCUUCAAUAGGGUGGAAACAUUUUCUAUUUCAUCAUGGUUUGCUAAACCAGAUGAAGUUUGUCCUCUUCGCUGUGCUCAGUAUGGCUGGGAGAACAUUGAUGUGGACUCGCUGAAGUGUGUCAGUUGCAAGGAAGUACUCUAUGGUGGGCUACCCCCAAAGUGGGAAACAGACUUGUAUGAAAGUGCUUGUAAGAAGUUGGAAGAUUCAUUGAAGACUGGUCACAGUAAGAUUUGUCCUUGGCAGAGCAAUCCUUCACCAGCUUCAUUUCUUGAGGUGAAUUUAGUGAGCAGUCAGAAUGCAGUGAAUGAUUUUCUUCACAGAGUAGCAUCCAUCAGAUGUUUUGGAACCUCUGUUCCUGCUGUUGAUUUAUCAUGUCUCCAACAGGUUGGGGAGAAUGAAGACACAUUAUCUAGGAUUGUAUCAGGGGUUUUAGAGGAAGAGCCAUCGUGUGAUUAUAAAGAGAGGAUAGAGUCUGCCUGUUUCAUGGCUGCAUGUGGCUGGUCUCGGAGUUCUCCUGAAGGCUCCCAAAGCCCAACAAUGUCAUGCCAAUACUGUAGGCGGAAUGUUGGUCUCUGGAAUUUUACACCUUCUGAACAGAAUGCAAAGACAGUGACAGAAGAUGAUUCAGAACCCACUGCAAAGAGAUUAAAGGUUGACAAGGGACUGUUCAAUCCUAUAGAAGAGCAUAGGAGCUGGUGUCCAUGGAUCAAACCAACAUCUUCCACCCAAAAAGUCAAGUCAUUACCUCAAGAUAAGAGCCAGGAUGAUGAGAGACCAGUCAGACCAGCAUGGCAUGAACUUCUUGUCUUGUUGCGUCAAAGAUCAAGUCCUGACAAACAAGGACUCCUCACCAAUAAACAAGUGACACCACCCAGCCAAGCAUGGAAAGCAGUAAGGAGAAUAACAAACUUCUGGCAGAGUCGGAAUGCUGUCAAUAAGACUUAAAUUUAUAUUCAAACUAAACUACUUUAUGACUUAUGUACAAUGAUGGAGCUAUUCAUGGAUCUUUUAUUGGAAUCCAAAAUUUAAGGACGAAAUAAUUACAUAUGGCCUGAAACAGUAUAUUUUCCCAAAUAAUUUGAUACCAUAUUUAUGUGGUAUGUCUUAACGCUUGGAUGGCCAAGGGGUAUUCUUUGCAAUGAUGUAUAUUUUGAUUUGUGCCAAAGUAUGAAAGGCAUUACUGCAAUGAAUGAAUUCUGAUGUCAAUGAUGUCAUAUUCCUAUAAGGGUUGCAAUAAAGUACAUUGCAAAUCACCUUUUCAAUGUUUAACAUUAGAAUUGUUUAAUAAACACUUUUUAGUGUCAAUUCUCAUGUUAAUUUUAUUGAAAACGGAUUUGCAUGACGAAAAACCUCCAUUUGAGAACACUAUACCCCAGUUUUUCUCAAUCAAUUCUCUUCUCCAAGUACGACAAACCCUACUGCCCCAAGCAAGCAAUGUAAGUAUCAAAACACCUGUUUCUUGACCUCGGUCCGAAGAUAACACAACAGCCCGAGCGCGGUCCCGGCAAAGCAUGCCGCCAUUUUUUAUUCACUUACUUUCCUUAUUUCGAGGUUGAUUUUCUUCGUUCGAAAUUGAAAAUGGACUAUUAUUGAAUUUCUGAAUACAAUAUGCCUUUGAAAACGUGAUUGAAUAUCGAAUACAAUAAUUUCAUUCCGAAGGUCCUUCUACAGGCAAAGAAGUCUUACGUAAUAGCACACAGCUGUUGUUUAUCAUUUCGUCCUUGGCUCAACGCUCAUAAUCUGGCCUGUGGAGGUGAAAUUGAGACAGUGGGUAUUACCUGGCCAAGCGGGGGUGAUCGGGCGGGUGUUUCAUAAAGCUGUUCGUAAGUUAAGAGUGGUGAUCGUGUCUUGCGGUAAAUGGUACACACCAUUGGCGAUGAUCACCAGUCGUUCUUAAAGUCGCUCUUAACUUACGAACAGCUUUAUGAAAUGGCCCCCAGGGCUUGGAAAUGAUUUUUUAGAUUUCAAACACAAAUUGGGGUCUAAUAUCGCAGUUUGCAAUCUGAACUGCGGUCUUUCUCCAAACAGGGGGUUGACGUAAUGGCAAAUAUGUUUACUAACUCAUGUAGGAUUUUGACAACAUUGGCAUCUAGAUUCAUUCAUUGCAGUCAUGCCUUACUUUGGCGCAAAUCAGAAUUUACAUCACUGCAAAGAAUACCUUCUGAUUAUCCAAGCGUGAAGACGUACCACAUAAAUGUGGUAUUAGAUUAUUUGGGAGAAAAUACUCUUUCCAGCCAUAUAUAAUGAUGAUGCGUUCAUGACAUAUUCGUUCCUUAAAUUGGGGAUUUGUGAGGUGUCAUGAUGUAUUAAACAAGAUUUACACACAUGAAUAUUUCUGGUACACUCCUACAUAAGAUGUCUGUUUAGAAUACUUUAAGAAUCAGAAUGAGAUAAUAAUUUCAAUGUUUGUACAUCGAUAAACCUUCAUAUAUCUACAAAGAACAUUUACCAGAGAAGGGGAUAUUGGAUAAGGGAGCAAUAAUGAGACGAUUGCUUACAGGCCAAGUCCAACCCAAAAAAAGUUGAUUUGAUAAAAUAGAGAAAAAUCAACAAGCACAACACUGAAAAUUUCAUCAAAAUCGGAUGUAAAAUAAGAAAGUUAUGACAUUUUUAAGUUUCGCUUAAUUUCACAAAAUAGUUAUAUGCACAUACCGGUCAGUAUGCAAAUGAGGGAACUGAUGACAUCACUCACUCACUAUUUCUUUUGUAUUUUAUUAUAUGAAAUAUGAAAUAUUUAAUUUUCUCCCUAUUGUCCUGUGAAACAAAGUUUUAUUUCGCCCUGAACACGUGAAAUUACCAUUGUUUAACAUUUUAUGGUUCUGUCAAGUUGGUCCUUAUUGUCAAAUCUGUAAAAAUUGAAAUAUUGUAUAAUUCAAACAAUAAAAAACAAAAGAAAUAGUGAGUGGGGGACAUCAUCAAUUCUCUCAUUUGCAUGUGACUAAAUUGUGCAUACAUUUAUUUUGUGAAAAUUAAGCGAAACCUUGAAAUGUCAUAACUUUCUUAUUUUACAUCCGAUUUUGAUGAAAUUUUCAACAUUAUGCUUGUCUGAUUUUUCUCUAUUGAUUCAAAUCAACAUUUUUCUGAGGUGGACUUGACCUUUAAAUCUUAUGUAAAGUAAUGUGUGUCAACACUGUCAAGUAGGCCAAGUGUAUAUUCCUGUUCUCAGAUGAAAAUUAUAUCAAUUUUCAUGCUUUAAAUUUAGGCAAGAACACAUUUCUUUAUAGCAUAAACAGGGAAACUUGACAGGAUCAACAAACUAUUCUAAGGCCAAUUAGAAGAGUGUUAGUAUCAGUCAAAAUGACAUCCAUUGGAUUGGAUUGUUAUUCAAAUUGUGAAUUUCAAGGAAUAAAAAAUGUUUGAUAUAUCAAUGUAAAAAGUCAACACUGUGGCAAUAUUAAAUUGCAUACUAUAAUACAGGCGAGACUGUAAGGAGCAUUCUGCUUGUUGAUUUUUUUUUUUUAAUACACAAAUUAGCUGGUCAUUCUAUUUAUGGUUCUUUUUUCCCUCUGUGUUCCAUGAUAACCUUUUAUUCCUCUAGGAAUUACAAAUUCAAUCCUCUUUCCACACAUGUUACAUGUAUUGUGAAUGACAGUAAAUUUGUUAUGUCCUGUAUGAUGUGAUGGUAGCACAGUGGAGCAACACUCAAGCCAUCUAAGUUAGGGGGCUAUGACUAGCAAGCAGAAGUACCCACUUGACAGUUAUUUUUUAUUUUUAUUAUUGAGGCUUACAAUGUCUUUGAUCACACUUAUACUGGAAAAGGACUGUGCUGCUAUUGCAACCUUCCUUUUUAUUCCAAACCUUUGUGAGGUCUUACAUUUCAGGAGAGGUGCAAAACCAGCAGUGUAUAAGGCUCUGUUUUAUCUUGAUAAUUUUCUACCAUCUGCUUAAUCUGGAGAUUGGAAGAUUAAUUUUAAUCUUUAUUUUUGAUUUAUUAGAUAAAUGAUAGUUGUUUUGUGUUGGAACAUGUCCUGUACAUGUGAAUAUAAAGUGUCUGCAGCCUUUUGCAUUGUUAUUAUACAUUCACUGACUCACAGUGGUUUUUAGACACACACAUGGAGUGGGUAUUAACUGGGACAUUACUUUCAUGUCAAUGUUAUAAUACCAAUGGCUACUAUUCAAAUAUUCAAUGUUUAUGAGUGCAAUCGUUCUGAAUUAUACAUGUGCGAGUUUAAUAGACCGUUUCAACUUGUACCGAAUGUAAUAUUCGGAAUGUUGCACGAAUACAACAUUGAAUAUAUGUUUUUACAACACCGAUAGCCUCCAGUCUAGACCGUAUAGGAACCAAGAUGGACUAGAUCUAAUAGUCUAUAAUAGGUCUAGAUCUAGGACUUUAGGACUAUAUCUAGGUUUAAGUCUAGGACUAACGUUAGGUCUUAUUUUGCUUACCUGUUGAGAGUCAGUAGUAGAUUUAUUCCAGUACUUCCCAGUAGCCCAAAUUAAAGUAGAGUCAAGUCUAGUUCCAUAUCCAGGGAUGCAAAGACCAAGUCCUGUUGAUGAAUUAGGUUCUAGUUCCAUUAUAAAAUCCAAAGGAAAUCCAUUUCAAACUCGUAACUCAACAUUUUUCAAAUGGAACAAACUCUCGAUGUAGUCCAGUUUCCUUAAAUAUCCAAUUCCAGUAAUAGUCCACAUGAAAAUGAAAGUUGAAAUUAACAAAGUGUACUUGAAACGCUAAACAAUAACAGCUGAAUGUAUUUACAUAUAUAUGAUGUAUCAUGUUACACGUCCAUGAAAAUGGAAGUGCUGCACUGUGCUCUACUCAACGAGGCAUUAGCCAAGUUAAAUAGAGUGUCUCUUUCUUUCACUGAAUGCGAAAUCUCAAACCGUUGCACGAAUAUGUGUUGUACAACGCCUCGGAGUAACUCACAUCUUAGAUAUGUAAAUACAUUUAGCUGUUAUAGUUUAGCAUUUCAAGUACACUUUGUAAAUUUCAACUUUCAUUUUUAUGUGGACUAUUACUGGAAUUGGAUAUUUACAUAGUUUUUCUCUGCAGUAAUCUAUGAAAAGGGAGCAAAAAUAUUGAAAGCGAAAAGCAAAAUCCCACAAACUCUCGAAUGUAGUCCGAUCCUACAAACUCUCGAAUGUAGUCCAGUUUCCUUAAAUUUGAAACGCUAAACAAUAACAGCUGAAUGUAUUUACAUAUCUAUGAUGUAUCAUGUUACACGUUCAUGAAAAUGGAAGUGCUGCAAUGUGCUGUUUGAAGUUGUACAAUGCCUACUUAGAUUGUUGUAUGCGAGCAAAUGGGAGGCUGAAUUUCAAACAUUCGUACCUUUGCACACACGACGUACCAUCCAAAAUGUACCAUUGCACAGCUUUAGGACGUGACGUCAUAAUACGAUUUAAUUCAUUGCGCUCACUAAAAAAUGAAGGUGAAAUAGGCAUAUAGCCUGCUGGUUAAAUGCGCAAUGCUGCUCGAGGUCAUGUGCGCUUGUGGGAUUUUGUUUUUCGCUUUCAAUAUUUUUGCUCCCUUUUCAUAGAUUACUGCAGAGAAUAUUUUCAUAUUUUCGCUAAACUCCGCAUUGUACAACACAAGUAGCGAAUAUUCUUAUUUGUGCAACGGUGUGAGAUUUCGCAUUCAGUGAAAGAAAGAGACACUCUAUUCAACUCGGCUAACGCUGCGUUGAGUAGAGCAUCUUUCUUUCACCUCAUGCGAAAUCUCACACCAUCGCACUCAUGCCUAUUCGCUAUUUGUAUAAUGUAGAGCUAUGGAUGUUUACAUUAGAAUCUUGGAGUAUCACUUGUUGUUGAGACAACAAAAGAUUAGAGGCUGAUACACCAUCAGUUUGGAGAUCUAGCUAAAGAACUGUGAUGACCACUGAAGAAUCCUGGGCCGCAGGAAUAACAGUUACCUGUAGAUCGAGACCUCCCAAGUUGAAGAGAUAGAUCCGCGCUAGGCCUGGUCUGGUUCUCUUGUGGUUCUAUGACAUUUUCUUGCAUCCCAUAGGCUUGUCUGGUACUCUCUUCUUCUCUGCACUUGUGGUGGUAAAGUGUUUAGGGAAGACUCUGACUUGUGACCUGUGACAGCCAUUAUUUUGUGACUUUCGAAGCCCGCUUCAUCCCACACCAUCACAGUUGUAGCCCUUAACCUGUGGUUCAAGUAUUUCUGUGUACAUCCUGCAGCCUCGGCGAUCAAUUUCAUUUUUUUCCCUAUCGUAUUUAUCCCGAGUGGAAUAUUAUUGUACCACGGUCCUUCUGGAGCCUUAGAUUUGGGCCUCUGCCAAAAGCAUGUCUAUCCAGGGUUCAGAUGGCUCUUGUAUGCAAAUACUGAUGUCACUGGGCACCUGGGAGAGUUCUUAAUUUCAUACAUACAGCCGCCAAUUCCUCUUCUACAUUUUCUCUUCUUGAUUUAAAGUGUCGCAGCGUUCAAAGUAACGAAGACCGUUUUCAUUGGUGUUGAGAAGUCAGUGCUCUUUUGUCGUUUCUCGGAGAGAGUCAUGUCCUCUCUGCCUGAAAUAAGUCAUGAUGUCCAAGAAUACCUUGUUUUGAAGUCCCAAUGGAGUACUCACACCAACUGCGUUAGACUCUAAAAUCUUUUUCAUGUCUUAACUAUAAACGGCCGUCCCAGGGAGGGGGGCACUCACAUAUAUUGGUGGUACGGGGAAGUGCCGCUUUGAUGACCCCUUUUUCAGACCUAAUUUUCUAUUCCCUAGAUACUCCAAAUUACAAAAUUUUUGUUCAGAAGCCACCCGCACUGCUCACGAGACCCCCUGUUACGAAAAAUUUCAGUUCCCCAGCCCAGCCUAAAUUGUCCAGCGCAAGCAUCACAAAGCUAUGCUGCACGCAUGGCUUCAUAUUGGCUUCAUAUAUCACGCCGCUAGCAUGGCUGGCGCCCACAUGCUGCACAGCACUAGCACUACUAUUAUAGCGUGCUCCUUGUACCGCAAGCCCAUACUGUCGACCCUGUUUUUCACACCGCCCAGUAUAUUUUUAGUUCCCAAGACCUCGUAUUUUACCCUUGUGGUCAGUUCCUUAGACUCCCAUUUUAGGGUUUCGUGAGGCACACCCCCCAUCAAAAUAUAAUUUGAGUGCCCCCCCCCCCGCUUGUGCUUUACGAAGCCUUUACCUUCUUGAGUUUCACCAUCACAGGUUUGAAAUUUUUUUGGUGUUCCAGGAAUUAGUCAGGCUUUAAGAUGUCCACGUCUCCGUCUGAAAAUUUGCUGGAGUCCAUAUCUGAUUUGAAAUGACAGAUUUUUAUGUAUACAAUGUGCCAUCAUCUCGCAUCAACCCAGCAAAGAAACGACUGAGGAAUUGGUCUAGACCUGGAUCCCCUAGCUCAAUCAACGUCCAUGUACACUUUGCAAAUGCUUCCAAUUGACCCAAGGCAUAUUUGAUCAUCUUCUUAGUGUUCGCUGUUUCACUGUCAGCAAUUUCUUUAGAUCCUCGUCAGAAUCGAAAACAAAAGUUUGGGGUAGCCAUGAUCCAGUCCUACUAUAGAUCUAGGUCUAGUCAAUGAGAGCUAAACUAAGGCCCACUACAGUGAGCGCAUCUAGGAAGCCGUAUACCCUGGGACUUAUUAGCUUAGCAACGGAUGUACGCACAUUGUGUUUAGCUUAGCAACGUACAUAUAUGCUUGUAUGCAGCUAAUUCACUUAAAGUGUAAGGGUCCAAGGGUUUAGUGUGCCCUUGGAUCUUGCACUUCUGGCACAUUUAAUUGAGCGUGCAAUAGUCGACUAUUGCUCGGCUAUCAUGUCUUAGCAUGCUAUAGCUGAUUCCUCUAAAUGUCAUGUGACAUGCAUUUAUCCAAUCAGCUGUCGGGAUCUGUGUAUGUGUGGUAUAAAAUAUAUGCAAUCAGUCAGUAUAGUAUAAUGUAUGCUUACUGUUCCUAACACUGCAUUUUUUUAAUAUGAUAAGAAGAAAUGACAACAGAUUCUGUACAUUCCACUGUGUAGAAAGACUUUUUGUAUAAAACUUAGAAACUUAUUAGCUGAUAAUAAAAUCUAAAUUGCACAGAAUAAUUCCUGUCUUUUGUACUUGUAUACAUAAGUCUGUAUCAUAAUAAAAAAUAAAAUUGAAAUACUAUUUCCCUUUCUUUGUGUUUUGCUUUAAUUUUUUUUCUAAUCCUUUGUAUUAAGUGGUGUGAAGUAUAUUUGCAACUUCUGGAGAUAAAACUCAGCAACAUUUCAUUCUCUUCAGUCUUCAUGUUUGUUAAUUAUAUUGAUAAUUCAUAUAACACCAAAUUACCAUCUAUGUGGAUGUGUGACUUAGUAAGCAACUAGGUACAUGGAACUUUGAGUGAAAUCAUUGCUGAUCAUAUAACUAUGUUUUGUGGGUUUUUCUAAGGGUAUUUACAAUGUGCAAUCAGCUUUUACAUAACAUCAAGUAACUGAGAUGCCUGCAACUGCCACAAACAUCACAAUUUUUAAAUCUGUGCAUGUUUUUUUAUGCAAUGGGUCAGUAGUAUGAUCAUGAGUGGUAAUUUUUUUUGUAAAACCCCUCUAAAAUCUCCAGGAGGGCUCGGGUGACUAGGAAACUAUAUCUGCUUCCUAUAUGACAUCACAAGCAUUUUCAGUAUGAUUCCUGCCUGAGUAAAUGCAUUAAAAUCCUUGACAUAUUCUUCUUAAUGAAUUUCAUGGCAUCUCAUUUAUUAUGUACCAGAGAGACAAUGUGGUGGAUCCAAAAAAUUUAUGACUGGAGGGUUAUGAAGAAUUAAAGCAUACUGUAUGCACUUACUGUUGGUCACAUCCUUAAUUCUGUUUAAUAAUUAUACUUGUUGAUGUAGCAUCUUAUGCUAUUAUGCAGUUUCAUUUCACCUAGAAUAGAAAUCAAUAAAACAAUUCCGCUAUGCCAUUCAGAA
Lytechinus pictus (painted urchin) is the source of this 9052-nucleotide messenger RNA. Its product is annotated as zinc finger C3HC-type protein 1-like. The record is from RefSeq and is a predicted model, not a curated record. The transcript is spliced from 9 exons. NCBI's taxonomy places the organism in Eukaryota, Metazoa, Echinodermata, Echinoidea, Temnopleuroida, Toxopneustidae. Gene Ontology annotation, cellular component: nucleus. Gene Ontology annotation, molecular function: zinc ion binding. The coding region runs from base 40 to 1206 and encodes 388 amino acids.